UCUGGUUUUCAUAAUGGGAAAUGAAAAUUAUAGCAAGAAAAGUGUAAAAUCUAUAGAAGAUUCAAUCGAAUCAUUAGUUAAUUGUUAGAAAGAAAAAUAAAAAGAAUGUGAACGGAAUUAUGAAACAAAAGUAUCAUUUGUUUUUUGGAACAAAGAGAAUCAGGAGAAUAUCAUUAUUGGAGCAAUAGAUGAAAAGAAAGACUUUCAUAAAUUUAUGUAUGAUAAAUAAGAAAACGGGAGGUAUAGUUAAGCUAGGUAAUAAAUUUUUCUAGAAAAUUUAAUUGCAAUUCAAGAUGGAAGAAAAGUUGAAAAGGAAAAAAAAACAAAUCAUUUAUUAACAAUUUUCUAAUCGAAAGAAACUCCUGAAGAAUUUUUAUAUGAGUUAUUUUAGGAAGAGAUAAACUUUGAAAAAAAUACAAGUUAUUAAGUAUUGAAUAUUAAAACCUAAAAUAAAACAAGCUCUAAGAAUAAUUAUGCCCAUUGUUAUCAGAAUUUUUUAGAAUAAAACCAAUUAAUAUUUGAAGAAAUUGAAAAUAAAAAAUAUGUAAGUUAUGAUUGGAAUAAUAAGAAAAUAAAAGCAACUACUGAUAAAGUUAUAUAUAAAAAUGCAAUUAUUUUAAAAACCUCUCUUAAGAAUGAAGAUUAGAUUUUUAAAUGUUGUUAGAAAUGGAAAUCUGGAUAAGAAUUCUUAGAAAAGGAAAAACUAUGA
Paramecium sonneborni is the source of this 709-nucleotide messenger RNA. The record is from the annotation of a GenBank genome assembly. NCBI's taxonomy places the organism in Eukaryota, Ciliophora, Oligohymenophorea, Peniculida, Parameciidae.